CCAUCAUAAAGUUAGGCCUUUGCUGAGAAGAUGGAUAAGGUCUUUAAGCUUAGCCAUACUCAUUGAUCGAACUUCGAUUCCGAAAGCUUGAUAUGUUUGAAAAUAAUUAUUGACAGAAGGAUUUCUCAUGAGAUUAGCAGAACGAGUCAAUAAUUUUUACUUUAUUGUGCCAAAUUAGCAAAGGGUUAAGCCCAUAUUCUGAGCUUAACUGCAUGAAUCAGAAUUAAUUAACACUAAACUUAACUGUCAUUAAAAUUAUUUCAUAAAAUAUGAGGACGCUUGCCCACAGAUAGAUGAGCAUAUUGCUAUUUUGAACUUGUGUUUGCAUGUAAAAUAAGUGCUAUCA
This is a messenger RNA of Moneuplotes crassus, 346 nucleotides long. The record is from the annotation of a GenBank genome assembly. Lineage: Eukaryota; Ciliophora; Spirotrichea; Euplotida; Euplotidae.